UAUAGUUUUUUUAAUUAAAUGAUAUUCUGAAUGACUUUAUUCAGUAUUCACGUGUUGUGAACACGAGACUUCUCCUAGACACGUGGUUUUAAAAAUAGUUCUAACAUGCGAACGACCGAUAACUCUGCAUAUGCAGAAGUUGUAUAUUGCGUAUCAAUUAACAAGAUUAAGUUAUCGCACGAGUGAACGUGCCUGGCUUAUUUUCGAAUCGUACACUUCCGGCGGCCAUCGGGUUUUGCCAUUUGGAAUGUAAAUAAGGCAGUGAAAACAUCAACAGCAUUACAUCGCUAACACGAUGGGUUCAAACCCUGUACCAGCGUUUUUGACCAAGUUAUGGGCACUUGUUGAAAAUCCAACAUGUGACGACCUUAUUUGUUGGGACGAAUCAGGAAAAAGCUUUCAUGUGUUCGAUCAGGGGAGAUUUGCAAAGGAGAUCCUGCCUCUUUAUUUCAAGCACAGCAACAUCGCCAGUUUUAUCAGGCAGUUGAAUAUGUAUGGUUUCAGGAAAGUGACCAACAUAGAACAAGGUCUGAAAACAGAGAAGGAUGACCUGGAAUUCCAACAUCCAUAUUUUCAGAAAGACCAGGAGCAGUUGCUUGAACACAUCAAAAGAAAAAUCACUCAUCAUGUACCUGCACACCCCCAAAUCAAAGUGGAGCCUAUUCAAACAGUGAGCGUGCCCACAGAAGACCUCAGUAGGAUGGUUUCAGAGGUCAACCAGGUCAAAAGCAAGCAGGACAUGAUGAACAACAAACUAGAAACAAUGAAAAAAGAAAAUGAAGUCUUGUGGCGAGAGGUUGCAUCUCUAAGACAAAAACAUAUGAAACAAACACAGAUUGUAAACAAAUUGAUACAAUUCCUGGUACACUUGGUCGGAGCUAACCGAGUAGCAGCUGCCAGUAAGCGAAAGAUGCCUCUAAUGAUUGGAAAUUCAACCAGUCCAAAGGUGGCUCGCUACAACAAAUCUCAUAUACCCUUAGACAUUGAUUCAUCCAGUUACUGUGUAGAAUCGCCUGAUUCCUUCAGUAAUUACAGCAGUAGUAAUGGUCCAGUCAUACACGACAUCACAGAUCUUCAAGAGAACAAUCAGAGGCAGAAUUCAGGCGCUAAGAAGGAUAGCGCUGUACUUGACCUGUCCCACCUCAAUCUGCCCUCUGACAUCAUUACCCCGGGUCACGUACCUGACACGUCAGGUGUGAAGGACGAUCUGACUCUGUUCAAUGGGGACUUGUUAUCCGACUCGUCAACAUCAUCAGACCUGAUGCCUAAAAUGAUGUCCAUGUCUGACCUGGGACGGAUGGGGAACGUACCAACAUCUGUGAAUACCAAGCCCACAAACACAGUGGCCUCUCCAGGUGUUACAAUGUUAAAGCCAGGCAAAGAUUUCCAACGCCAGAAAUCUGUGAGUGAAAUGUCCGAUCACGUGGAGUCUGUAAGUUCUGACCUAGAAGGAUUAAAAGACCUGCUGGCUGGAUCCAACUACUUUGAUCCCAACCUGUUAUUAGGGCUGUUCAAUGCAGAUGGAAGUAUAAAUACUGCAGGAGAUUCUAUGCUUGCUGGAUUGGACAGUUUCAAGACAGAUGAUGGAUCAAAUUCUGGACCUCUAGUCCAUUACAAACAAGGAGAUGAAGAAAUUCCUGACCUCUUUGACCUUGCAGAAAUGUCCAAGGACGAGCAUGAGGACGAAGCCUCCAAGAUCUCCUUGGAUCAAAUCAACAAAUCAAAAGCUCUGGACACACCCCUACCCAUCCAGAUCUCCGCAGACGACCUGGAUUAAUGUAUUCACUCAUUCAUGUACUCAAAAGUAUGCAUUCUAAUUAUUUUUUGUGAAAAAUGUGCAUCUUAUUUAUUAGAGAAGGGCUUUUGGUCUAUACAAAAGUGUGCAGGCCAUGUAUUUUUAAGAUGUCCUGAUUGAUUGUAUGGGAGUUCUUCUUUCCAUUUUUGAGAGGGAGAGGAGAGAAAGAUAUUCAUUACACACUAAUAUAUCCGAACCUCAUUCAAGCAAGUAAAUUAUUGAAUGUGCACAGUUAAAUCAUAUAUUGUAUAUGACCCAUUAUGAAGAAUGCAUUUGUCAAAACGCAUUAAACACAAAAAAAACAUAUACAGUAAAUUGUUGCGUUGCAUUGUAAAUAAAAAAGCUUUGAGGAGUGUUGUAUUGAAUUUAGUGGUUUCUUUGUUUCGUUAUUGGAGACUGAUUGCACCAUCAAUAACACACGUAGAAAAGUACAUGUUAUAUACAGGUUAAGGACUUGGCCCUUGUGAAGUUUACUACUUAUGAUGAUAUUUGUAUGGCGUGCCAUGUUGUUGAUCAUCAAGUUUAGUUUGAGUUUGUUAGAGGACAUUUACUUACCGGUACUGAUAAGAGUAAGUAAAUGUUUUACAUUUUCUGUUAGGUCUUUGGUUUGUUGAACAUAUUUUGAAAUAAUGCUUACAAUGCAGUGUGGAAAAAUAGCAAGAAAAACAGAUGAAGGGAUUAACUUUGUUUUGUUUCAUUUUGUUGUAUUAUAUUAUUAUUGUUAAUGGUAGGAAGUCUGCUACAACCCAUCUGCAUAAUUGUCCUCAGAGCAUAAUUAAAUAGAUAUCUGUGUAACAAUCACAUCAUUGUAAAUAUAAACCCUGGUGACUUCAUUGUAUUGUGAUAUUAUACACGGCCAUAAUUUAGUGGGGCUAAUUCAGGUAUUUAAUGGACAGUUACAAACUAGAGUUACCUCUCUUUUAUUAGUUUUUGAUUUCCCCACAAUACUUUAUCAAGUUUCUUCGGAGAGUGUAGUAGGAUAAAGCUCUGUUUCUAUUUAAAUAAAAAACAAUUGAGUUAAUUAUAAUGUAUUCAUUUGCAUGCAGUGAUACAUUCGAAUUUUUAUGUUAUUUGUGAACCGUUUCAUUGGAAAAUAAUUGCACAGUAUUUUUAUACAAAAUAUUAAAUAAAUGAAACUUGGCAAGUUGGCAUGUUUGUUUUUAGUGAAACAAAAUCAUGGUAGCUUAAGAAUGUUGUCCAGUUACUUUAUUGUACAUUAAAUAUGUUUAAGAUAACCUAAUAAAAUUGAAUUGGUUAUAGUUAUGAAAGAAAUAAAAAUCUGAAAAGUU
Messenger RNA from Magallana angulata, 3084 nucleotides. RefSeq names its product heat shock factor protein-like. The coding region runs from base 296 to 1777 and encodes 493 amino acids. Gene Ontology annotation, molecular function: DNA-binding transcription factor activity; sequence-specific DNA binding. The record is from RefSeq and is a predicted model, not a curated record. The transcript has 14 exons. Gene Ontology annotation, biological process: regulation of DNA-templated transcription. Lineage: Eukaryota; Metazoa; Mollusca; Bivalvia; Ostreida; Ostreidae.